This is a messenger RNA of Seriola dumerili (greater amberjack), 716 nucleotides long. RefSeq names its product C-type natriuretic peptide 3-like (gene nppal). Gene Ontology annotation, cellular component: extracellular region. Gene Ontology annotation, molecular function: hormone receptor binding; hormone activity. Lineage: Eukaryota; Metazoa; Chordata; Actinopteri; Carangiformes; Carangidae. The record is from RefSeq and is a predicted model, not a curated record. The coding region runs from base 74 to 457 and encodes 127 amino acids. The transcript is spliced from 3 exons.
GCGCGAGGCACAGGAGCAGAGGACUGAUAGCGCGCGCCAGCUCGUCUGUACUGCCAAAAACUGCAAAAAGAAAAUGAACCCAAAUGUCUCCGUUUGCUGUUUGUCUCUACUGUUACUGCUUAAUUUCGUUGGAGCCAAACCUAUUUCUGAUCUACAGAGUUUGAAGCAGCUCCUAGAGGAGGAGGUCAACGCUGCGCCAUAUUACUCCUCGGAGGAAGCGGAGGUGGAGGGGAGAGAUGGAGACACGGACAAGUCGGUGUUCGGUGUUCAGUCGUGGGACUCGUCCGACCCCAGCAACUCGGCACUGGCGGUUAAAGAAAACGUCCUCGCGCGUCUCUUCAAAGACCUCAUGAGGACCUCGAAGCGCUCGUGGAGUCGGUACAAGAAGGGCGGGCUGAGGAGCUGCUUCGGUGUCCGCUUGGAGAGAAUCGGCUCGUUCAGCGGGCUGGGCUGCUGAAGGCAUGGAUCUUCACUGAGACCAGAACCAGCAUCGGAGCUCGUCUCACACUCGCACAGCUUUGACUGACAGUUUAAAGGCCGGCUACUCAGUCUCCUCUGUCCAUGGUUCUCAUUCAGAACUGUGAUUUCUUUUUCAUAUGUGAGCUGUUAAAUAAUAAAUUAUUGUAAAUGUAUUUAUUAUUUAUUAUUUUAUUGUUGGAUAAUGUAGACUUGCCUUGUAAUAGAUUGUAUUCUAGUAAAAUAAUUAUUUUGCAUAA